AUGUACUCAGGUUCCAGGACCUCAGCGGACAGCGUCCAGUCUUCCCCGUGUUUUGAGGUGCUGGAAAGCAGCAUUGCUAAGACCAACUUUCCGGAUGCUUUGGACAAUCUCUGGAACAAGCUUCAGGCUUCAAUCGCUGAAGACGAGCUACUCAAAUGUAACGAUCUUGAGGUCCUAGAUGUCGCCAAGGGAGAGAUCGAGCUGGAUGAAUAG
Parastagonospora nodorum SN15 is the source of this 213-nucleotide messenger RNA. RefSeq lists its product as hypothetical. NCBI's taxonomy places the organism in Eukaryota, Fungi, Ascomycota, Dothideomycetes, Pleosporales, Phaeosphaeriaceae. The coding region runs from base 1 to 213 and encodes 70 amino acids. The transcript is spliced from 2 exons. The record is from RefSeq and is a predicted model, not a curated record.